AUGGCGUCCACCGAUGCGUGCCCCAGUCUCCACGACCAGCAGAAUCACCCCUCUACAGCCGCAACUUCAACCUCGAUGGAAAUGCCACCCACAGAUAUGGAUCCGCCGACGAACCACCCCACAAUGCUGCCUACGGAACCCCCAGGAGCAAUGGACCCCACCACAGACGACCUCAUCUACAUCAACCCUCACCUGGAAGGUGCUCGCCCGACCACUUACACCAGGAUGUUGGAAGAAUUCACGGAACAAAACCCCUCCCCCGAGGAUCGUUGGUGUGACGAAUUAUAUAAGAUCCUCAAGAUGGAGAGCGAUAACAUCCGGUCGGGUACCCACUGUAUUUCAGACCUCCCAGAGCUCGCAAUCCGUACUAUCACGUAUUCGUAUCCCACCUUCAUGGGCGGAAUGAAACGUGUUGCUUCUUGUCGUACUGACUAUGACAAAGAGGAGAAGGGGGGGAGGAUUGGAGAGGAUUGGGAUGACUUGAAGGGGGUUGAGUUUUACAUUGUGCCGGAUAAUAGUGUGGAAGAAGAGGCAACCGACGAUAGCAAGUAUUACUCCACCCCACCAGCCGCUGUGACGGUCAAUCAGGGUGAGGAACUUUGUCCAUCAGCGCAGUCAAAUACAAUAUGCACGUUCCCAAAGCCUACCACACCGACAUCGAGCCCGCCAGUAGUCGAGAUCGCUUCAGAGAGCGCACCCGCUGUUGAGGCCCAGCCUACAAUGACAUUACAAGUAUCAGGUCCAUCCCCACAACACGCCCAAGACGCCACCGUAGAGACUACGGAAGGCCUCACUUUCACCUACGAUUUCUCCUUAUUCCAAGACCGUUCCUGGCUAGCCCUGACCGUCGAAGAGGCCUCCAAUGCUCUUUCCUCUACACCUCCUAGUCACCCGCACUACGCCGCUAACCUUUUCAUACUCAGCCAACUUUUGCUUCUCCGCUACACCCACAAGGACUACACAAACCUCAACCAGGCACUGCAACAUGCCGAAUCUUCCCUCCGCCUCUUCCCCUCCUUUCUUCGCCUAAUACCCCUCAUGAGCAUCUGCCGGAUCUUGAGCCUGCAGGGUAACCAGGCCCGCGCGGACUUCGUCCAGUCUGAAGGUUUAGCCAUACAUACCGAGGGGAAGAGGGUCUUCACGUUGAUGAGUUCAAGCCGUUUGCACGAAGAGCGCUCCUCCAGCACACAGGAGGCAGAACACCUGGAAACAGCAAUAACCUAUAUGACUAACGAGCUGGCCACACAGAGUGGAAAAGAAAGGAGCUUGCUGUUACUGUUUCUAAGUUGUAUGCACAAUUACCGCUUCAUAGCUACACAGGAGGCGGUGGAUCUAGACAUGGCCAUUGAGUACCUGGCUGACAUGACGGGUAUAAACGCUGAUCCAAAGCAUCAGAGGAUAUUGGCAAGAUACUACGUCGCCCGCUACGAUAUUAGUAAAGACUUGACCGACCUGGAAGCCGCUACGGCCGCUAUAGAAGCUACACUGUCACAUGCCAAAGAGAGCACCGUCUGUAGUGAUGUUGCCCUCCGCGCGGAGGUGGCACAUCAAAAGUGGCUGCAUACUGACUGGAAGUAUCAUGUAAGGGCGGCAAUCAAUUGGUCAAUGGCCGUCGUCGAGUACCUUGAUAACGAAGAGGAUAUAUUGUCGGUGUAUGUAAAGCUCGGAGCUCAAUUGCGUGGUUAUUCGCGUAUAACCGGUGACCGUAGAGGCCUGAUGCACGCAAAGGACCUUGCUUCCAAGAUGGUCCGUCGUCUGCCCGAGGGCCAUGAGCUACAGGGGGUGAUGGCAGAGGAGCUGGCCAGUUUGGAGUCUAUGCUGGCUGGCGAUUACGGGAAGGAUCCAGUUGCUCAUCUAGAGGCGGGACUGGAGGCUAUCGAUCCGGAGGAGGACCCGGAGUUGUAUCUCGACCGCCUCAUGGUUCUAUCCGAAAACCUCAUGAAGCGAUUUGAUCGCCAUGGGAACCCGGCGGACAUAACUGCUGCAUUGGAAAAGCUUGAGAUUGUUGUCGCUGCGACUGAGCACAUAGGUUGGCGCCAUGUGGUGAAUCUGGAUGCGUUAUCAUGCUACCUUCUUCGACGCUUCAAUGCGCUAGGGGACCUGGCAGACCUCGACAAUGCAGUGAUGUAUGGUGAGAUGUGCUUGACUGCGGCGGCAGCUGCGCCAGAGAGUGAUGGCAUUCAUCGUAACGUCAUUCCCGUGUUACAGUUUCAUCUCUGCAGCACCUACUUCGAGCGAACAAAAUAUAACACCGAACUCACGGACCUGGAUAAAGCGCUGAAGUUGGCUACUGCGGCAUCAAGGGGGAUUGACGAGGGUCAUCCACUAUAUAUUUCCCGCCUGACACAUAUCGGCGGUCUGUAUCUGCAGAGGUUUGCGAGGAGCUGUGUGAGGAAAGACAUUGAUACUGCAAUUGCCAUCGGCCAACAGGCUUUGCAGGCGGCGUUGAGGAUCGACGGGGACGGGUGUGACACAAAUCAGUUGGCAAUGGUUAAGGGGAAUAUCUCCGAACUUUACAGGUCGCGGUACCUAGUGUUCAAGAGUGAUGAGGAGGAUAUGACAGAUGGGAUCCACCACGGCGAAGAGGCGCUGAGAUUGACACCAAGUGAUCAUCCGAGCUAUGCAGGGCGUCUGAUCCUCGUCGGUAAUUGGCUACAUGAACGGUAUUUGCAAAAUACGGGAAACAAUAUCGAGGAUAUAGAUCGGGCGAUUGAAUACUUGAAGACUGCAAUCCAGAUGAGCUCGAACAGAUAUCAGGUGCAGAUGGCAAAGUCGUUCCUGUUCGAAAUGGAGACCCACCGGCGGGGCUCAGAUCUCACUAACAUCGCACCACUCAACGCCGAGAUUGAAGCGCGCUUGAAGGCGGUGGCGGCGUUACCACCAGGCCAAAGUGUUGGAGCUGCGGCAAUGAAGACCUGGCUAGCAGUACAGUAUCGGGUGCGGUAUGAGCGCAUUGGGGACCUGGCUGAUAUUGAGAAAGCGGUCGAAUACUCUUAUGCCGCACUUUCAGAUUUUCCAGGUCCUGAAGGCAGACGUGGAGCUAUCCUCAGUGAGUUAUCCGCCCACCUUAUGAGUCGAUAUAAAAGGUUGGGCGCAAUGGAGGAUCUCGACAUGAGUAUUUCCAUAGCUCGUGAGUCAGUCAAAUACCGCUUCCACCGCAACCCUGUGUCUUCAUACGACGACCUCCUCGCCGCGAUAACCCUUGGUCAACUCUGCGUGGACGCUACUGUGGGCCGUGAUGGACCGGUCCAUUUCCAGAUCAUUCUCGCCGACGCCCUACACCUCCGGCACCUCGCCAUUCCAGUUUUCAUCCAGGACCUUCAUCGCGCAAUAAUAUUGACCCUGAACGCCCUCAUGGACCCGCGCGGCACAGGCCAUAUACCCACAAAGGACAUCUCUUACCGCCUCGGACACCUUUAUCACUCACGCUUCCGCUGCACCCAGCAGAUCGACGAUAUUGAUCUAGCCAUUGAAUACCUGGAACAUACCCUCCGACGACUUCAUAAAGACGAGCCCGCCCGUGGGAAGACUCUUGAUCUUUUAGGACGCUGCUAUCUUAUGCGCUACCAGGCAAAGCAGAACACUGGGCCGGACGGGCAACGAUCAUUCCACUCCUUCCGCGAAGCAUGGAAUACCCUCUCUGCUCCACCAAUAUUACGCAUCAAUGGCGCACAAAGAGUGGGAGACGUCUAUGCGCGCUCCGGGAGAUGGGCCGAUGCAGUGGUGAUGUACGAGGGAUGUGUAAAUCUCAUGCCACAGAUCAGCAGACCGUUCCUCUCCCGUUCGGACCAGCAGCGACUAUUAGCGACGCUCGCCGGUAUUACCUCACGGGCGGCUACAGGCGCUUUGAUAGCUGGAAAAGGCGCCACACACGCACUGAAGUUGCUUGAGCUAGGUCGUGGGAUUAUUGCGGGCUUCAUCAUUGAUUGCCGCAGUGAUAUGACAAACUCACGGUCCGACCACCCAGAGCUGUGCCGUGAGUUUGCGGCAUUGAGAAAGGAAAUAGAGGAUGGGCUUUCUACGCCAGUGCGCCCAACAGGGUGGGAGAUACUCGGUCCUGAGAGUGUGAUGGCGUGGAGGAAGAAGGUGAUGGCCAGGAUGGAGGAAGUACUAAGAACCAUACGAGCUUUACCAGGAUAUGAAGAAUUUUUAAGGCCGCCCAGUGGUAAGAGUCUCAUGGAGCUCGCCGUCUCUGGGCCUCUGGUGGUGGUGAAUGCAGAUUUCUUUGGCUGCGACGCAAUCAUAAUCACCAGUACUGCCAUCAAGAGCAUCACUCUCGAGAAAUGCGACUGGGGAACAGCGCGUGAGUUGCUGGGUGGUAUGAAGGAUCUAGUGACAGGGGGUAUCUCUACCUACGCCGACCGGACAAAGAAGACGCAGGCACUGCUUAUCUGGCUAUGGGACGUUAUUGUCUCCCCCAUUCUCACUGCACUCGGUAUCACCGCCGCCCCGCCGCGGCCGCUGGGUGAGCUACCGCACAUAUGGUGGAUGGGCACGGGUCCACUAGGCCUGGCCCCGUUUCACGCAGCGGGACACCACACGAAUGGGUCUACCGAGAAUACAAUCAGCCGUGUCAUAUCCUCUUACACACCAAAUCUCAAGGCGCUGCAGUACUCCCGGCAGAAGCCCGCCGAAACGAUUCGAGAUUUGUUACUUGUGGCCAUGCCGACGACAGAUGAUGAGAGCGAGCUUGAGGGUGUGGAGGAGGAGCUGACAGAGAUCAUUGGGAUUGUACAGCCCGAUGUGACGACCAACAUCAUGGUGCAACCUGGUGUUCCGGAGGUUCUAUCAUCCCUCGGCAACUACCAGGCCGUCCACUUUGCCUGCCACGGUGUCACUGAGGCCGACGAUCCCAGCAGCGGCGGACUUCUACUGCAGGGCGGACGACUGACCGUUGCUGAUAUAGCUGCAAAGAGCGGCUGCGCAAUGAUGGCCUAUCUCUCAGCGUGCUCGACAGCUGAAACUGGAGACAGCAAUCUAGUGGAUGAAGGGAUCACCCUAGCCAGCGCCUUCCAGAUGGCGGGGUUCCGACAUGUUGUUGCGACGAUGUGGGAGGGGCGGGAUGAGAUGUGUACGGCGGUUGCAGAGAGCUUCUACGAGAGUGUGGUGAAGAAGGGGUGUGGGGUGGCGAAGGCGCUGCAUGAUGCUGUUGUGGAGGCCAGAGGUGAGGGAAGGCAGACGGGGAAGGUGCUGGACUGGGCGCCGUUUAUACACAAUGGAGCGUAG
Messenger RNA from Morchella importuna, 5226 nucleotides. RefSeq lists its product as uncharacterized. The record is from RefSeq and is a predicted model, not a curated record. The transcript has 3 exons. Lineage: Eukaryota; Fungi; Ascomycota; Pezizomycetes; Pezizales; Morchellaceae. The coding region runs from base 1 to 5226 and encodes 1741 amino acids. Gene Ontology annotation, molecular function: protein binding.